GUCAUCAUCAGGUAAACUGUAGCAGCAGUCUACACACAAUUUAUACUUUAACAAGUUUUAUUCAAACUGAAAUCUUCGGUGUAUCGACUCCGCGGCGCCCUCUGGCGGAGAGCUCCGGUAGUGCACCCCCACCCAGCCAGCCAGCCCUCCACCGUCAUGUCGCUGUGACCGUCCCCUCGCUCCCUCUCCCUCCGCUGCCCAAGUUCACAAACCUCUGUCUGUGUGUGUGUGUGGAGCUCGGACGGUGGGAGUCUCUCACAUUCUACUAUUGUUGCGCGUCGGCUGGACGGACACACGCACACACACACACACACACACACACACACACACUGGCUCGCUCGCCUCUACACUGCGCAUCUGACUCUGCGCCGGACGGACUCCAACAUCUGAACUUGGAAAAAACUUCUUGGAACAUUGUCCUGUUUUGAUUCUGUUGUUGUUGUUGUUGUUGUUGUUGUUGUUGUUGUUGAUGGCGCGGUGUAACCAAGAUGGACACGGGCUGUGCGCCGGCUGGAGACUGGACCAGCGCUUCUCCAUCUAAAUGUAGCACUUUUGACUUGUUCAUCCGCGGGGAAACGUUCUAAUCCAUCGGGUGGAUGUAACCGGCUCUGGGUCGUUUCCACCCCGGCGGAGAGGGCACAGCCUGCAAUGAGCAUUUGAGGUCUGGGCUGAACUUUUUCCCCCUUUUUUUUUUCUUCUUUUUCAUCCGUUCCGUUCCCACGACUCGCCAUGUCGGGGGUGGUCCGCACCCUGAGCCGCUGCCUGCUGCCGGCCGACGCCGGCAGGGAGCCGGGCGGCGGCAAGGAGCGCGGCCGGGAGCGCGACGCGGCGCAGGAGCGCGAGGCGCGACGCCGGAGCCGCGAGAUCGACGCGAUGCUCGCCCGCGAGAGGAGGGCCGUGCGCCGGCUGGUGAAGAUCCUGCUGCUCGGCGCCGGCGAGAGCGGAAAGUCCACAUUCCUCAAGCAGAUGCGCAUCAUCAACGGGCAGGAGUUCGACCACAAGGCGCUGCUGGACUUCCGGGACACGAUCUAUGAGAAUAUACUGAAGGGAAUGCGCGUGCUGGUGGACGCCCGCGACAAGCUGGGCAUCGGCUGGCAGAGCUGCGAGAACGAGAAGCAGGGCAUGCUGGUGAUGUCGUGGGAGGGCCGCGUGGGCGCCACGGGCGUGGAGCCCGGCGAGUUCCAGCUGUACGUGAUGGCGCUGAGCGCGCUGUGGGCCGACGCCGGCGUGCGGGAGGCGUACACGCGGCGCGCCGAGUUCCAACUGAGUGAGUCAGUGAAAUACUUCCUGGAUAACUUGGAUCGUAUUGGACAACUGAGCUAUAGCCCGAGCAAGCAGGACAUUUUGUUCGCGAGGAAGGCGACGAAGGGAAUCGUCGAGCACGACUUUGUCAUCAAGAAGAUUCCUUUCAAGAUGGUGGACGUCGGAGGGCAGAGGUCGCAGAGGCAGAAGUGGUUUCAGUGUUUCGACGGGAUCACGUCGAUUCUCUUCAUGGUGUCGUCGUCCGAGUACGACCAGGUCUUGAUGGAGGAUCGAAGGACAAACCGCUUGGUGGAGAGCAUGAACAUCUUCGAGACGAUCGUCAACAACAAGCUCUUCCUCAACGUGUCCAUCAUCCUCUUCCUCAACAAAACCGACCUGCUGGUGGAGAAGAUCCGCACGGUGGACAUCCGCAAGAACUUCCCCGAGUUCAGAGGAGACCACCGCAGGCUAGAGGAUGUGCAGGCGUUCCUGGUGCAGUCGUUCAGCCGCAAACGGAGGAACCGAGGCAAGCCGCUGUUCCACCACUUCACGACGGCGGUGGACACGGAGAACAUCCGCUUCGUCUUCCACGCCGUCAAGGACACCAUCCUGCAGGAGAACCUCAAGGACAUCAUGCUGCAGUGACCGUCGCGCUGCGGCUCCUCCUUGGACGUAAACUGUGAAAAAACAAAGGAAGCAGACGUGGAUCACGUAUCACCGCUGACCUGUGGGGCCGUCAAGGCCGACCCACGGUGUGGAUCGAACUGAACUCUGAACCCUGUGGAGCCCCCCCCCCCCAAGGAGCGCUUGGCCUGUGAAAACCUGCGAGGGGAACAAGACCCCCUGUUUGUAAACUGUAAAAAAAAAAAAAAAAGUGUGUGUAUGCUGGAAAGACAGUCGCUUUGUGCUCAAGUGUUCUUAACAUACACGUCAGCGGACGCUGAACAGAGACAGAAGAGAGGACAAGCACCAACUACAUGACACGAGCACUGAAAGUGUGUAUUAUUCUUUUUCUUUUCUUUCUCUCAGAUGUAAAUAAUGACACCGUGUCACUAAACCAAGUCAGACUGUU
Molecule: messenger RNA, 2314 nt
Organism: Scophthalmus maximus (turbot)
Lineage: Eukaryota; Metazoa; Chordata; Actinopteri; Pleuronectiformes; Scophthalmidae
Gene: gna12a
Product: guanine nucleotide binding protein (G protein) alpha 12a
Exons: 6
Coding region: 730-1887 (385 amino acids)
Biological process (GO): Rho protein signal transduction; adenylate cyclase-modulating G protein-coupled receptor signaling pathway
Cellular component (GO): heterotrimeric G-protein complex; brush border membrane
Molecular function (GO): guanyl nucleotide binding; GTPase activity; D5 dopamine receptor binding
Source: RefSeq, a predicted model, not a curated record